This is a messenger RNA of Lathyrus oleraceus (garden pea), 807 nucleotides long. Its product is annotated as putative recombination initiation defects 3. Gene Ontology annotation, biological process: microsporogenesis; meiotic DNA double-strand break formation; chromosome organization involved in meiotic cell cycle. Gene Ontology annotation, cellular component: nucleus. The record is from RefSeq and is a predicted model, not a curated record. The annotation marks the transcript as partial. Lineage: Eukaryota; Viridiplantae; Streptophyta; Magnoliopsida; Fabales; Fabaceae. The transcript has 8 exons.
AUGGUUGAAAUUUCUUUUAGACUCAGCUUUGAUGAAUUUCUUAAGAAGUAUGUGAAAAAGGAAAUAUUACAAAAAUCUUAUCAUGAUUAUUUUUGCAGAAUGUCUCGUAGAGCUGGUUCUCAAGAACACGAGAACUCUUCAAGGAGGUUUUCUAGUUUGCCUCGACCUGCUUUUUCGAAGGACGAGAGUCAGCCACACAACUCAAGAUCUUCAUCCAAUCUUCUGGUCAAAUGGAACUCUGUAGAUAAUAAAAAUCAGUUAAGUGAAGGACUCGAAAACCGAAUUGGCAUAAUGGAAACCUCAUUAAGCAGGUUUGCAAUGAUCAUGGAUUCUGUUCAAAGUGAUGUAAUGCAAGUAAACAAAGGAACAAAGGAAAUUAAUUUGGAGAUGGAGUGCAUAAGACAGAAGUUGAUUGCUCAGGAUAACUCGCUUCAGUUAAUGAUGAGAGGACAAGAAGAACUUAAAGCAAGCAUUAAUGAGAGCUUGAAAUCUGUAUCUGAACAAAUGAGCCAUGUUACAAACAUAGAGAAGUUACAGGAAGUAUAUAUGUUGGUUUCAGCCAUGCCUCAGCUAAUUGAAGGCUCUAUGAGAAAUUUGCAAAAUGAUCUCCAGAAAACUACCAAGGAAAUGCAGGAAAUCUCUCGCAGUUUAAAACAUACUAACCAAAAGGAUCUGGCACAGUCUAUUCUGUCUCCAAAGUGUGUUAGCAAACAAUUUAUCACACCAAAACUGCAUCAGCGCUCGGCUAAUGAAGCAAAGAUGAACACUCCAGCUAUUGCAGCUUCAAAAGUAGACACGGGAGGCUGG